CAUUGAUGCACCAUGGAAUUGCUUCGCGCUCUUUCAACACGGAAGAAUGCUUGAUUCUCAGUUAUCUGCUCAGCAUUUGGCUACUGAACGAUGUCUAACCGACAUGGCCAUUGCACAUGAGCUUGCAAGGCAAAAAUCUCAAAAAAUAUCGGAAGAGAAAUUGAGGCAAAAGUUGCGUGAGGGUAGCCAAGAACUGCGUGCGCUUGAGGCGAAGCUGAGGAAUGCUUACAUCGCCAAACAACAGCUGAUCCAGAUAGCGGACAAAAAGGCCCGGAUUUGUGAUGAGAUGGCUAAAGAAGCAGCGUAUACCCAUCUAAUGGAGCUCGAACAACGACCCUGUAGGACGAAGUCUGAACAGGAUGAGCUUCAUCGAAAAACAAGGCAGCUACAACUUAAGGCUCAACUGGAUGCCCAAUUGAAUGAGCGAGCCGACAUCAGACGAUUUGCUUACGAGGAGCGCCUCAGGGAUAAAGCUAUGGUUGAGGAAACCACUCGUAGAGUUCAUGAGGCAGAUAAAAAAGAACGUGAAAAGAAAGCGAUGGUGCGACAGUUGCUUAAAGAAGAUAUGAUCCAGCAACGGGCGGUGCAGAAGGCUCUUCGAAUAUGUGAACAUGAAAAGAAUAUUAAAGCGGAACAAAUGGCAACGGAAUAUGUUUCAACGAAGGAUGCGAAGGACGAGAGGAUCAAACAAGAAAACAAGGCGCACCUACUGGCUUCGCAAAGUGUGCAGGAAAACUUACGUACGGCGUUACAAGAGAGAGAAGUACGUGCUCGUGAAUUGGAAAAUGCUAGAGAACGACUAUUGCUAAACGAGAAGGAACAGGAAUUUCAAGAAAGCCAGCGGGAAUCUGUGCAAAGGAAGCUUGCAAUCCAGAAGCAAAUGCAACAGGAUUAUAACGAAUAUUUAAAAGGAAAGCAACAGAAGGCGGGGCUCGAAAGCACCGUACAGCGCCGUAUGGGCCAGUUGCUGAAACUCCAAAUGCAGCAGGAAAAUAUGCGUGCAGACUAUGAGAAGGAAAAAUGUGAACAGCUGAAAAAAGAAAACGCCUCCGCAAUGAGAAAUGCCCUGAGGGAGAAGGAGCAACGCAUGGAAAUGGAGUCUUCAAUUGUUUCAAAGCAACUAGCUGAUCUAGAACAAUGGUCGAAUAGAGAAAAUCGUAUCGUUGAGGAGGAACGUGAACGAAUACUGAUGACGCAUGUGCCUAAACUCGGUGAACACUUACCAAAGGGCAUUUUCCUAAAUAGAGAAGAGAUGGAGAAGACAAUGGGACGCAGCUGAUACUGCUAUCGCUUGUGAAUCACACCUCUGUGGACCGUUUAAACAAGUGUAACUGAGACCCUAAAGUGAAAAAGUGAUCGUGAUGAAUUAGAGAUUGAACAUAACGAUUUUCCAUUGCACUUCUGGAUUACUCUUAGCUGUCAAUGUGUUUGUUCUUUUUCACGUGACCGGGACACACUCAGUAAAG
Molecule: messenger RNA, 1466 nt
Organism: Dicrocoelium dendriticum
Lineage: Eukaryota; Metazoa; Platyhelminthes; Trematoda; Plagiorchiida; Dicrocoeliidae
Source: the annotation of a GenBank genome assembly